AUGAAAACAUCCUUCCUUUUAACCUGCGCGCUGCUUCUUCCCCUUUUCUGUAAUGGAUCCCUCGGGCAAGUUGUGUCCGACAGUAGGAUAUUCCUGAAGCACAAAGACGCAUACUGCCUAUAUUCCGAAAACGUUAUUGAAAAUAACAAAUUUGAAGUAGCUUCGGAUGAAUGCGACAAGUUAGCACAUGGAAAUGAGAACCAAAUCACCUGGCUGUCCUCCACGAACGGAAGACUUAGAACACAAAAUGGACUGUGUCUAAAAACUUACAAAAACUUCUUAACCGUUUCGAAUUGCUCCCCCGAUUUGAACGACAAGUCAGAAAUGUGGAAAAUCGAUUCGGUAAAAAGACUCAGAAAUGAAAAUAACACUUGCGCUCAGCUAGCUGGGAAUAAAUUAUUUGCCUUCGCUUGCAAUGAACUAUCCACAAGGGAGUUCGAAAUUAAGGUCUUUUCCGAGGACGAACUAAAUUUUAUGAAAGCAAAAUAUGCACACAAAAAGCUACAAAAUGUGAAUGAAGAAAGUUUUCAAAAUUUUCAUUCAAAGUCAGAAGUACUGAUUAAAAGCUACACAGAAGCAGAAGGAAAAAUUAAUAAAUUUUUAAAAACAGAAAAGGAAAUCAUUAAGGAAAAGGAAAAAAUCGCAAACUUAAUGAGUAACAUUAAAUCUCUCAUAAACACGUCUUCUUCGUUGGCCAAUUACGGAACGGGUGCCCUAAUGAAAAUAUACGACAACAUUGAUAUAAAUAAAAGGAACAAUUUGUUGAGAGCUCCACUCGAGAGAUUAGAACUAAAUGAAGAAAAAUUAAACCAAUUGGGAAUUGAAAGUGGACAAGUCAAAAUUGUCAUUCAAAGUUUUCUUAACCCUCCAGAUGACGGAAACUACACAUUUGUUGCAAAAAAUGUGGUAGGUAAGCUGACUGUUAAGGUAGAGAGUAAGGAAAUUAUUUCAAACGAAGACAUGGCAAAUGAAACAACUGUAAGUAGCUCCCUUGUUCAUUUAGCCAGAAAUAAACUGGUGUCUAUAUACAUCGAGGUGUCAUCUGCUGGGGUAGAAACCAACACCCCCAUGCCAUCCUUCUCAUUAUUCUGGUCCAGCAAACACAUACCCGAACAAGUCAUAAAUUCUCUAUACUUGUACACCACUGUAUAUGAAAAGGUUUGCUACACCGCGUUUCAGAAAAAGAUAGACUGCGCCACAACCUUCGAGAUUGUACCUAGGGAUAAUAGGGAGUCCCAUUUUUUGUGCCCCUCCGAGUGCUCCGCGGCAGGGGGUGCCUUCAAUAAUGCCACCCCUAAUAAUGCCUCCCCCAAUAAGGCCACUCCAAAUGGAGUCCCCUCCAAUUUGGAGGCAAGCCCUCCCCCCUGCUACGCGCUAACCUCCCGCAUGUGCGCAUCUGCAGUCGAGGCAAAUUUGCUGCCACAAGAAAGCGGAGGAAUCAUAAAGGUAACGAUAAAAGAGCGAACAAACGAAAAAGCCACUUCGGAACCGUGUGCACUGAUUCUACCAACAGACAUGGAAGACAAUACAUUUAAAGGAAUCACAGACAUUAAGCUGGUAGACAUGGACGAUUUUUUCCUGAACUAUGACUCGAACAGAAAUGUGUAUGAAGGGUACACAGGAGUUGUGACGGAUGAUAAACAUUCUCUACUAACAAAAACUGAUUCUUCCAAAAGAUACAUCUCAGACAUUGAAAUAAAUUGUGACAAAAAUUUACCAGACAAUUAUGAAUUCAGUUCUGGAUCCUUCAUCGUAAAACGGAUCCAGCGUUCCGAUUUAACAAAAAGUGAAGAAAGCAUAGUGGUGGAUGCAUUUGCAAUGUUUGAAAAAUACACAAGUGAAGAUAGUACUCCUAUUUAUCUACCCGGAUGGACAAGAAAAACGUGUAACAAUAUUCAGCUGUACAUAAGGUAUAGACAACCGAAUGACAUGAUGAAAUACCCAUCUUUAUUACUAACCUGCGAUGAUACAUUUGAAGAAAUUCAUUUUACUAACGAAAACGUUGUAGUUGCACGAUGCUUGCCUAACUGUCUCCACAAUGAAAAGCCAGUUCUAGGAUCCUACAUUUACGGACCGCAGUCAGCUAUAUGCAAAUCUGCUAUUCACUCUGGUAUCAUAACAAACAAAGGAGGCGGACUGAUACAAAUAAGGAAACUGCAAAAUAUUACCCAAUCGUUUACUAGCACCAUGACAAUAACUAGAAAUGGCGUUAUGGCUACCAUCGCUGAUCAUAAUAAUGAAGAUUCUUACUACUUAACGAAACCUAAUGGAUCCAUUUGUAACUUCCCAAGAACCUCCCACAACAUUAAAGAGUCGCUAAAUUCGGACUCCAGUGAAGAUGCUCUUUUCUCCUUCAUCCAGACGAAGUCAUACCUGAUGGAUGUCCCCCCAGUUGCCCUAGUUCACCAGAAGCACGCCGUUUUGAAGAACCAACUGGUUAACAUGCACCAUUUGUACAACACAGAAAGUUACAAGAGAGGAUUGCUAGCCGGUAGAAAUGGAUCUGCGGACAAAAGUCACGAAAUUCAAAGCUGUAACCAAGUUGCUGAUUCACCAGGCGUACAACAGAACCCGCAACUGAUGGACUCUUUUAACACAUUCCAGCAAAGCUACGACGCGGAAAAGGAACACUUGCAGAAAUUGGCAAAAAAACAAAAAGGAAUUUUCUCCAACUUAAUACUAAAAAAUAAACAGAUAAACAAUUUGAAUAAAACCUUGUCCAAGUUGAGAAGCGAACAAAAGAAGUACGAGACCUUCAUCAGGGUGAACCAAUCAUCCGUGGUAUCUCUCAUAAAACAAUUUGCACUGAUCACAAAUAGAAAAAAAAUGAUCAUAGAAAAAUUGGAAAAGGCACUAGCAGACGUCAAACCGAUAACCGUAGAGACAUUUGAAGAAAAAUACAACUCAAAAAAUAUAAAUGACAACUACGUCAUCAUUGAUGGUAGGAGUAUAAGCGGGUCAUCAAACUGGGCUAUGGAAAGAUUCACCAAUGGAAACCUCUUUGCGGCUAUCACCAAUGAUAGGCUCAUAAAAUCCGGGGAAGAGCUAUACGCUUCUUACAUACUCCAGAGACACACUAAGGUGUACAAAGGCUUCAUCUCCUGCGACGUUAAAAUACCAUAUGAAGGAAAUGUAGGAAUCCUCAUCAAGUACAGAGACGAUAGGAAUUACUCCAAUUUUGUAAUAAACAGGAAGGAGUUUUACUUUGUCGAAAUGACCGAUGGGAAAAGGAGUCCACCAAUUAGUAGCAGGCAAAUAAGAAGUUUGCCCUUGCAGCUAGGGGCAUGGGCAACACUCUUUAUCGAGUUUGGCUAUAAAAAUGUUAGAGCUUACAUAAACGGGAAAUAUGUCAACGGAUUUCAAACAAAAAAUGAUUCAUAUGGACACGUAGGAGUUGGAAUAAACAACUGUAAGGAAAAAAUAUUUUUUGAUAAAAUUGUCAUAGGUUCUCUCGAUCAAGCCAAAUACUACAAGGGGGCGAGGAAGUCAGUUACCAUCCCUUCCACGAACAAUAUAAAUGAUUUCCACAAAGUGGAGAAAAGAAGUCAUUCAAAUGAAGAAGCAGUCACCGAAGAAGCCACAAAUAGAGAUAGCCAGAUUGGGUGCAAACCAUUCACAGAAAGGUGCAACCUCCCAUUAGACACUAACUGGAUUGUUCCUCUAAACACCUUUUGGAGGAUUCACAAAAAUUUCGCCUUCAACUCAAUUUGGGCAGAUCCCAAAAGGGGAGAACAAAUACAACGUGUUUACUCGGAUGGACAUAAUCAAAUUGGAAAAAUGGACACCGACGAGUGUUAUCUUCACUCAGCGCAGAAACGGAAAGAAGAAGAUCUGCUCAUUCCAUCAAUCAUACUUUUAAAGCGUCACAACAUAUGUACCAACAUGAAAUCCUUUUCGCUCGGAACAUCCAUUAGCUUAAAACCUUUGACAAAAUCUGGGGUUAUUUUCAGAGUCCUAUCAUCUGAUGAUUUCUUAUCUGUCAUAUUGGAUACCACACAAAUGGAUGGUAAAUUGUAUCUCCUAAAAAUUAGUAACGGAAUUCCAUACCAGCUAAAUGCACCAACGCAUAUGCCAAUACCCCCGGAUGUGUGGUGCCAUUUGACGGUGUCCUACAACGGGGAACGCGUGAAUGCCACGCUGAAUGACGAGCUCGUGGUCAAUUCGAAACUUAAUCAGCGCAGCACCGAGUUGGGAAGUGUCGGGUUGAUAACCCUAACCGGAGAGUCUAAGUUUAAGAACAUCUCCUUCCUUCCACAGUAA
Messenger RNA from Plasmodium inui San Antonio 1, 4260 nucleotides. RefSeq lists its product as hypothetical. The record is from RefSeq and is a predicted model, not a curated record. Bases 1 to 4260 code for a protein of 1419 amino acids. Gene Ontology annotation, molecular function: hydrolase activity. The transcript is spliced from 2 exons. NCBI's taxonomy places the organism in Eukaryota, Apicomplexa, Aconoidasida, Haemosporida, Plasmodiidae.